Striga asiatica is the source of this 1620-nucleotide messenger RNA. Lineage: Eukaryota; Viridiplantae; Streptophyta; Magnoliopsida; Lamiales; Orobanchaceae. The record is from the annotation of a GenBank genome assembly.
AAAAAUGACAAUUUUUUCUGUAAGAUAGCGGAAUUUCAAUAUGCACAUAUAAUAUAAUUUGCGUUAUUAUAGGAAAAUUUGGAUUUGUAUUUGGAUUUUUUUGUGGAUCGAGCCACCGUUAACACUUAACACCCGCUGUAUUGAAUCAGACGGCAACAACUCUCUCUCUCUCCGCUGCAAUCUUUUAAUAAAAGGCCAAAGUUCUAUGCUCCUCCACUGUACCAUUUAUCCUUUCCUUUCGAUUCUUCUUCUUCCUUUGGUUAUCACCCAAUUCCAGUCCUUCCCUUUUUCUCUCUAAAACCUCGAACUCUCCAUUGCAAUGGGGUCUGACUUCCCGAAUAUCGUAAAACUCUCCUGCCCGGUGAAGAACUACGACUGGGGCAAGGUCGGGAAAGAUUCGGCUGUAGCGUCGCUGUACUCCAAGAACAGCGGUGAGGCGGCCGCCGAUGAUGCGCGAUACGCGGAGUUCUGGAUGGGGACCCACGACUCGGGGCCCUCGUACGUAGUUUUACCGGCGGAGGCAAGCGGUGGGUUGUCCAGCCCGGUGAGUUUGAAGGAUUGGAUCGAGAAAAACCCUAGCGUGCUUGGGGAUAAGGUCUUGGAAAAGUGGGGUACCAAUCUCCCUUUCCUCUUCAAGGUACUUUCUGUGGCGAAAGCACUGUCAAUUCAGGCCCAUCCAGAUAAGGGUUUAGCUGAGGUCCUGCACAAGAAGCAGCCAAGUGAGUAUAAGGACGAUAAUCACAAGCCUGAGAUGGCGUUGGCACUUACGGAGUUUGAGGCUUUGUGCGGAUUUGUCAGUCUCCAGGAACUCAAGACUGUCAUUCAGAGUGUACCAGAGAUUGUUGAAGUUGUUGGUAGUUCUUGUGCUGAUCAAGUGUUACAUACAACUCAGGAGGAUGGGGAGGAAAAAGUGAAAGAUGUCUUGCGAUCCUUAUUCAAUCAUCUCAUGUCAGCUAGCAAGUCUGUGAUAUCUGACGUAACUUCAAAAUUGAUAAGUCGGUUGAAUUUAAAAGAAAAGUUGAAGCCUGGUGAGGCUCUGUACUUGGGAGCUAAUGAACCUCAUGCAUAUCUACAAGGUGAGUGCGUAGAGUGCAUGGCAACUUCGGACAAUGUCGGUUCUCCAGAGAUACUCACUGGAAACCCUUCUUAUCCCUACACAGUGAAAUAUCUACCACCUUUUGAUGAAUUCGAGAUUGAGCUAUGCAACCUUCCUCAAGGAGCCUCCACUGUUUUCUCGCCUGUUCCGGGCCCUUCGAUUUUCAUUGUUCUGAGUGGCGAAGGCACAGUGAGUUCGGCUUCUUUAAAGGGGUUGGCUGUUGCUGAAGGUGAUGUGCUGUUUGCAUCUGCAAAUACUGAGAUAGCCACUGAAACUGUGAAAGGUUUGAAAUUAUGCAGAGCGGGCAUUAACAGCAAGUUUUUUGAGAAGUGAGGAUGCUUUUUUGAAAUAAACCGUGGGCCUAUUUUUAAUAUUUGGCAUCCGGAUUGUACUUUACCGGUGGACAUAAAAACUGAAGUAUGUAUUUGAGGUGUGGCAGGGCUGCCUUAGGGUACCCUUAUUUAAACAAAAUAAAGUGAGACUUUUAAGAGAAUGCAAGCCACUGUAUAGGUGGUGUUCAGAAU